This is a messenger RNA of Musca vetustissima, 1249 nucleotides long. It is a transcript of the gene Mkk4, whose product is annotated as dual specificity mitogen-activated protein kinase kinase 4. Gene Ontology annotation, biological process: protein phosphorylation; MAPK cascade. Bases 49 to 1224 code for a protein of 391 amino acids. Gene Ontology annotation, molecular function: ATP binding; JUN kinase kinase activity. The record is from RefSeq and is a predicted model, not a curated record. The transcript has 5 exons. Lineage: Eukaryota; Metazoa; Arthropoda; Insecta; Diptera; Muscidae.
CCCUUUUUGUCGUACGAGCUCCAAUUGAUUGGACAUCGAGUCGAUAACAUGGCGGAACGUCCAAAAAACUUAUUUGCAGGACGUCCACGGGCACCACCUAAUGAAUUGAGCAUAAAUCCAUUAGUACAACGUCACCCACCGUCCCUGUCAUCGACAUCUUCCGGAUCGGCGUCAUCAACGUCGGCAAGUAGUAUGGUGGUCGGUGGAUUGCCUGUUAGCAUGCCUACUGAAAGAACAAGGGAAAGAAUUAGACAGCAAGCUUGUGGCAAAUUGCAGGUUGGCCCAAAUGCCAAUGAUGUCUAUCAGUUCACUUCUGAGGAUCUGGAAGAUUUGGGUGAAAUAGGUCGCGGAGCAUUUGGUGCCGUCAACAAGAUGGUAUUCAAAAAGAAUGAUAUGGUUAUGGCUGUGAAACGCAUUCGCUCCACUGUGGACGAAAAAGAGCAAAAGCAACUUCUGAUGGAUCUCGAGGUGGUUAUGAAAUCCAAUGACUGCAAUUACAUUGUUCAAUUUUACGGAGCGCUUUUUAAAGAGGGAGACUGUUGGAUAUGCAUGGAGCUAAUGGAUACAUCAUUGGAUAAAUUCUACAAAUACAUUUUUGAACACAAACAUCAAAGGAUUCCAGAGUCGAUACUGGCUAAGAUUACAGUGGCCACGGUACACGCUUUGAACUAUCUGAAGGAAAACUUAAAAAUUAUUCAUCGCGAUGUUAAACCAAGCAAUAUUCUACUUCACAAAAGAGGUGAUAUAAAGUUAUGCGACUUCGGCAUUUCUGGUCAAUUGGUAGAUUCUAUUGCCAAAACAAAGGACGCAGGAUGCAGACCAUACAUGGCGCCGGAAAGAAUAGACCCUGAACGUGCGAGAGGUUAUGACGUACGAAGUGAUGUUUGGUCCUUAGGUAUCACUUUAAUGGAAGUUGCCACGGGCACUUUUCCAUACCGAAAAUGGGAUUCCGUUUUUGAACAAUUAUGUCAAGUUGUCCAAGGGGAUCCUCCACGUCUUUAUCCUGGUCAAGAAUUUUCAACAGAAUUCGUGGAGUUUGUAAACACUUGCCUAAUAAAGAAUGAAAGUGAACGUCCCAAAUAUGAUCGUCUGCUUCAGAUGCCUUUCAUAUUGCGUGGAGAACGCAGUAACACAGAUGUAGCUGCCUAUGUAACGGACAUUUUAGAGGCCAUGGAAAGUGAUGGAAUAACACAAUUCACCACAAACCAACCUGCCGAAAGUUAAUGGACAGAUAUAUUUGCAAUUGAUC